Messenger RNA from Drosophila gunungcola (fruit fly), 6220 nucleotides. RefSeq lists its product as uncharacterized. The transcript has 8 exons. NCBI's taxonomy places the organism in Eukaryota, Metazoa, Arthropoda, Insecta, Diptera, Drosophilidae. Bases 716 to 6142 code for a protein of 1808 amino acids. The record is from RefSeq and is a predicted model, not a curated record.
GGAAAAAGCCAUUGGACUUUGAACAUAACUCUUAUUCUGCACCGAUCGCUCCAGACAGUUGAAAUUACGGGCAUUUCCGGAUGCUUUGGCAAAUAAUUAAGACUCCGUUUUAGACGGGAGCUACCAUAUUUAUCCGUGGCGAUUUCGUGCCGGCACAUCAAUCAAAGUAAAUAUUUAUAAAUUUCCACACACAUCCUGGCGGCAGGACGGACGAAGGGCACGGAGGCACCGAAUGCAUUCCGCUCACGGCAAUGGGGAAAGUGUCAAGUUAAUGCCAGCAGCGAUGGCAAUAACAACAACUACAAGGACAUACCACCCACCACCCCCCAGCCAGCAACUUUUUCUACCCCUUCACCUAAUGACUGCGUUGACGGCGUCAUUUGCCUGGCGAAAAGUUAUGUGACCUCAAUUGUGCAAGGAGAACGCAAAGGAAGUGCUCAGCGCCACGCACAAAAUGCAAACACGCACAGCGGAAUAACAUCGGAGCGAGAUGGGGCGACAGCGGACGAAAGAGACAGAUAUAGAGGGAGAGUUCAAAGGGCACGAGACAAGAUGCUUGGUUAGCCGGCUGUGCAUCCCAAAGUGGAACGGAACACAUCGCAAAGCCAGACGACACAUCUCGCACACUUUCCCUCCGAUUCGGAACUAGAUAUUCCCAACCAGGCUGAAUGCCGAGCCACAUCGACUAGCAUCGGGUAGCAGAAAUAGCAGAAGGAUGAGUAGCGGCAGGGGGCAACUCGGUCCAAAUGGGUCUGUGGAGUGCAUCAAUAGAAGUAGCAGAAACAUACAGAUGGCACGGUGUCCCGAUCUGGCAAGCACUCCGGAGCAUUUGCGACCGGGAUUUCGUGGUCGGACACACCGAUACGAUCCAAGUGACUUCGGGCUGACGACCAACGAGGAAUGGCGCCAUCCACGCAUGUUCCGCGACAUGACCUAUGAAACGGAUGCGGCAGCCAUGGAAACUUUUCGCCAGGCUCAGCCACGUCGUCAUCCGUAUGACACGAGAAUCAACCUGAGCAAUUUGCCGGAUGAGUGCCUGGCGGACAUGUCCGCACCUGGAUUCGAUCCAAGCAUGCCGUCACAGAUGUCCGAUUUGCGGGGAGAGUUUCUGGCCGAUGUCUCUGCUCCGAGUAUGUGCGAUGAUUCCAAGACUAUGCCCACCAAUGGGACACUGAGCCACGCGGACGAUGUGUAUGGUGAGAUUCUGGAUCGCUUUAGGAGUAUUAGAGAAAAAAUAAAUCGAUCGAAUCAACUCCGCCGAGCGGAGGAGGAUAAGUCGUGUGACACUCCCUGCUAUCAACAGACAACGCGACGCAGGACAUACACCCAUCGCGAUCCAAGUGGCCACAUCACCAGCCACAUUGAUGAGACGACUGUUUCGAAUACCUCAUCGCUGGAUUGCACCCCCAAUGGCUUAGACGAAGAACCGGGACGUCGUCUCAACUUCUCGUUGCCAAGCCGAUCUGAGAACCUGAUGGAUGAGUCAAUGCCCUCCUAUCACGAGGCAUCGCUGCCAAAUGAAUGCCUGGACAUUUUGGAUAACGAGACAAUGCCAGCUUUUGAAACGCUCGGUUCGAAUUCGUAUCGUUCCUGUUUGGAGAACGAGACCAUGCCGUAUAUGUCGUAUAUCUCUGAGGGAUCACGAAGACAGCAGACGAUGCCAAGCGAAUGCCUUGAGGAUGUGAGCCAGCCCUCUUUCGAACGGAGUAGAUCUCGAAGACUUAGUCCCAGAAGGCAGCGUCUGGUAUCGAUGCCCUCCCAGAAUCUGUGCGACAUAUCGGCGCCCUCGUUUGCCAACUCAUCCAGAGUUCGAACCACCAAUGAAUGCCUGGAGGACAUAUCAAUGCCAUCAUUUCAGGGGGUCUCGCAAGUUUCCAGGAGCAGAAGUCGCAGUCGAAGUCGAAGUCCCAGGCAAACGCAGAGAUCCAGGCACACGCGAAAUAUAAGCGAUAUCUCGGCCCCAACUUUCGCUAGUUCGCGACGAGGUCAAACCACUGCCAAUGAAUGCUUGGAUGACAUGACCAUGCCAUCGCUAGGACGAAUAUCACGCCUGUCAUCACACACAAAUCACCGCCAACCGAGAAGAUCGAUGUCAAUGCAAAACAUUAACGACAUCUCUGAACCCAUAUAUGUCAGCUUCCAAAGAGAUCCCAUGACCAAUGAAUGUCUGGAGGAAAUUGUCAUUCCACCUCAUGCUUACGGUGAAAGAACUUCGAGAAGACAACGAAACAGCGAAUGUCUGGAAGACAUGACAAUGCCCUCUUUUGGCGGAAUUUCGAGAGCCUCUAGGGCCAGAAGUCUGGAUCGACAUGAAAGAUCCAUGCCUUCACAGAUGAUGAGCGAGUGUUUGGAUGACAUGACCAUGCCUUCUUUUGGUGGAGUGUCCAGUGCCACCAGAAGGCAAAUGACGCUGCCCAGUGAGUGCCUAAAUGACGUCAGUGAGCCCUCCUUUGGCAGAAGAAGCGGUUCUCGAGGAUCAAGUCGACAGCAGAAUAUUUGCGACAUAUCAGCCCCUUCGUUUCUAAGCUCCACCAAAUAUGGAGGUACAAGUGAGUGCUUGGAAAACAUAGCAAUGCCAUCAUUCGCAGGAACACCGGGAGCAUCGAGGAGAAAGAGUUCCAGGCGAAGGCAGGUGACAAUGCCUUCUCAAAAUAUUGGCGACAUAUCGGCACCCUCAUUUGCAAGUUCGGGACGAGGCAAUACGACCAACGAAUGCUUGGAGGACAUUUCGAUGCCUUCGUUUGGCGGAGUGUCGUCUGCUUCCAGAGGCAGGAGUCCAAAGCGCCAACAGAGAUCACGGUGUGAUCCCAGUUCAAGAGGUCGUUUGACGACCAACGAGUGUUUAGUCGAUAUGACCAUGCCCUCCCUUGGUGGAACAUCUUCUUCAUCACGACGGCCUAUGGACCUGCCGAGCGAGUGUCUGAACGAUGUUAGUGCCCCGCCGUCUUUUGGAAGGAGCAUUUCGCGGGCAGCCAGUAGAAGGCAAAGAACGUUGCCAUCCCGGAACCCAUGUGCCAGCUCUACCAGAUGUCCGCAGACGAACGAGUGCUUGGAGGACAUUUCGAUGCCAUCAUUCGGUGGUGUUUCGGUGGCCUCCACACGCCGACAGUUGACCAUGCCCAGCGAGUGUUUGGCGGACAUAUGUGCACCGUCCUUUGGAGGUAAUUCUGAUGCGUCCAGGAGACAAACCACUGGCUUGCCCAACGAGUGCCUGGACAACGUAAGCAUGCCCACCUUUGGCGAUAUUUCGGCAGUUACAAGGAGAAGUGAGUGCUUGGAAGACGUGAGGCAACCUGCCCUGGGAAGAAGUAGAUCGGUUGGACGGAGUCCCCGAAGUAGGAAGAACCUAAGCAGAAGUCAAGUCCCCAAUAAAUGUCUAGAGGAUGUAACAAUGCCUUCGUUUGGUGGAAUAUCAGGCUCUUCUCGGAGGAAAAGUAACUCACGACGUCAAAAAGCACCCUUGCCAUCCGUCAUGAGGACUAAUGAAUGCUUAGAGGAUGUAUCUAUGCCCUCCUAUGGAGGAGUAUCAGGCGUAUCCAGAGCGAAGAGUGCACGACAAAGAACGAUGCCGUCCAGACAUAUUCAAGACAUUUCCGCACCCACAUUUGCCAGCUCUGGCAGAGGAUACACUACAAACGAUUGCUUGGAUGAUGAAACAAUGCCAUCUUUUGGAGUUGUCUCGCAAUCUCCGAGUGGAAGGUCUUCCCGAAGACAGGCUCAAAGUAUCAGAUCAGGUCGUGGAUUUGAUACUAAUGAAUGCAUUGAGGACAUUUCGAUGCCUUCGUGUGCGGAAAAUACGCAGAGCUUUAGGGCAAAAAGCUCGACGUCAGUGCAAAGGUCAAGACAUGGAGCGAUGACCAAUGAAUGUCUGGAGGAAGUGACAAUGCCCUCGUUUGGCACUUCAAGUCGUAGUCCAGCUGCAAAUGAGUGUCUUGAGGACAUCUCCAUGCCUCAAUAUGACGAACAUACAGGAUCGUCCAGAGGAAGGUGCCCCACACCUAUGCAAAGCUCAAGACGAAUAGUGCUGAGCAACGAGUGCUUAGAUGACAUUACCAUGCCAUCGUUUGGUACUUCUAGGCGUGGACUUGUAACUAAUGAAUGUCUUCAGGACAUUUCAAUGCCUUCCUAUGGGGGAAAUUCAAGGCUGUCCAGAGUUAAGAGCACCACGCCAUUGCAAAGGUCCCAACAGAUGACCGCGGAAUGCUUGGAUGAUAUGACAAUGCCCUCGUUUGGCACUUCAAGUCGUAGUCCAGCUACAAAUGAGUGUCUUGAGGACAUUUCAAUGCCGUCCUUCGGCGAAAGCAGAGGAUCGUCCAGAAGAAGAUGCCCCACACCCACGCAAGUGUCUAGGCAAGGCAUGAUGACCAAUGAAUGCUUGGAUGACAUGACCAUGCCAUCGUUUGGUACUUCUGUUGCCGAAAAUGCAGGAUCGUCCAGAAGAAGAUGCCCCACACCCACGCAAGUGUCUAGGCAAGGCAUGAUGACCAAUGAAUGCUUGGAUGACAUGACCAUGCCAUCGUUUGGAACUGUUCCUGAUGAAUGUCUUGGGGACAUUUCAAUGCCGUCGUACAGAAGAAAUACAGAAAGAAGCCUCACGCCCGGACAAAGGCCCAGACAGGAAAUGAUGACCGAUGAAUGCUUGAAUGAUAUGACCAUGCCAUCAUAUGGGGAGGCAUUUGCUUCACCCAGAAGGCAAAUAGUAAUGCCAAGUGAGUGCCUGAACGACGUGAGUGCACCGUCCUUCGUAAGCGGCACUUCCGAGGGAACCAGUCGAAGACAAAGGAUCUUGAUGUCCCAAACUAAUACUGACUGCGGUGGCUGGCCAGCGUCACGGGGUAGAAGCCCCAGGAUGCCGCAAAUGUCGAUGACGAAUGAGUGCCUAGAGGACAUGACAAUGCCCACGUUUGGCGGCGUCUCUGGGUCAUCACGACGCGGCCAAAGUGCCAUGGACAGCGUUCGACUGGAGGACAUGAGCAUGCCCUCGGGCCUGUCGCAUCGAACCCAGUACGGCGAGUGUGUGGAGGAUAAUGUGAGUGGAGAAGGUGGUCGUCGCCACCGGCUCUUGGCGCCUCUGACCACCAACGAAUGCCUCGAGGAUGUGAGUGCGCCCAGUUUUGCCGCGAGCAGUCGAACGGCCAGUAGACACUUGCCCCAGUUUACAAACGAGUGCUUGGAGGAUGUUUCCAUGCCGCUCAAUGAUUCAUUAUCGAGAAACGUUUCUAAAUCAACAGCGCGACGUCCGCCGGACAUUUCCUAUCCGUCCGAGAUGUUGGCCAAUGAAAGUGCUCCCGCCUAUCAGUCGGCCAACUGUACGUGCUCAUCUUCAUCUCCAUCGCCACCGCCGCAGCAGAGCUCCAGAAGUUUGCCCUGGGAAAAGGGCAGUGCCGGUUGUCUGGAGGAUGAGACAAUGCCCACCUUCGAGGACGUUUCCUAUCAACCGCGUCGCCAUCAGCUGACCAUGCCCAGCGAGAACCUGGCGGACAUCACAGAGCCCUCCUUCUCGAGAUCCCGUUCCAAAGUGGGGGACACAGGUCAGCCGGGCCUCUUUCACUCCACGGGAUUGCCGAGCUCUACGCGAAAGGAAAGCCUUAAGGGCAAGUCCCCGCGUCAGGAGCACAAACGAGAUGCGGGCAAGCAACUGGCCGACGAGAGUGCUCCGUCCAUACUGAAAGACGCCGCCAAGGGACCUUCGGAAGUGGUGAAGGAGGUGACGGUUCAGAGCUCCAAAACCUCGGUGACGCGUGUUUUUAACAACACACCCGAUGGUGGCAAUAACUCUGGCCAGCCCAUGAUCGAGGACCUUUCGAUGCCGCCGUUCGAGGCCACGGACCCCAGUGCCCAUGAGUCCCGCCAUCAGGAUGCCUCCCUGCAUGGCUUCAGAUCCAUGGACAACUAUAGGCCAUUCGAUGAACUCAUAUAUAGCCAGGAUUCGGUAGGUAAUCAAACCCAGCCCCAGCCCCAAACUCCGCAACCGGUGAGGAGUGCGAGCCGCGGUCGCAGUGUGCGAAGGCCACCGAGCAAUCCGAGCAAUCUUGGCGGGAACGUUGGUGGGGCCACCCGGACUCCUGGACAGCCGUGCGAUAUGGUUGGAACUAGUUACCCCCAUGGAAAACCCCAUUGCUAUACCCGCAAACCCUGCUAAACAGAUAGUCGGCCUGGUGGCAUAUUUUAUACAUUUUUUAAUAGAGGGAAAAAAAUAAGUAUUAAACAAAUGUCAGUA